Molecule: messenger RNA, 5428 nt
Organism: Macaca mulatta (Rhesus monkey)
Lineage: Eukaryota; Metazoa; Chordata; Mammalia; Primates; Cercopithecidae
Source: RefSeq, a predicted model, not a curated record
CUGGGUGGGAGCGGCCUGUGUGUCCCCACCCCGCCUCCCCCAGCGCCUGCUGAGCCGCGACGACAGACGACGGCAAGCGAGGCGGAGCUAGCAUGGCCGGGGCCGGGGCCGCUGCGCUGUCCCUUCUCCUGCAGCUCGGGGGCCUGGCGCUGGCCGUGGGCGCGGGCGCGGGAGGUGGGACUGUCCCCAAGGAGCCCCCUGGGCAGCAGACACCUGUCCACUCCUCAGCCCCUUCUGGGGACCCCCAGGAGCAGUGGCUCCCCCUGCGAGAGUGGCUGGGGCGGCUGGAGGCUGCAGUGGUGGAGCUCAGAGAACAGAAUAAGGACCUGCAGAUGAGGGUGAGGCGGCUGGAGUCCUGUGAGUGCCACCCUGCAUCUCCCCAGUGCUGGGGGCUGGGGCGUGCCUGGCCCGAGGGGGCGCGCUGGGAGCCUGACCCCUGCACAGCCUGCAUCUGCCAGGAUGGGACCGCUCACUGUGGCCCCCAAGCCCACCUGCCCCAUUGCGGGGGCUGCAGCCAGAAUGGCCGGACCUACGGCAACGGGGAGACCUUCUCCCCAGACGCCUGCACCACCUGCCGCUGUCUGGAAGGGACCAUCACCUGCACCCCGAAGCCAUGUCCAAGAGGACCCUGCCCUGAGCCAGGAGCGUGCUGCCCGCACUGUGAGCCAGGCUGUGAGUAUGAGGGGCAGCUUUAUGAGGAGGGGAGCACCUUCCUAUCCAGUUCCAACCCUUGUCUGCAGUGCACCUGCCUGAGGAGCCGAGCUCGCUGCAUGUCCCUGAAGUGCCCGCCCAGCCCCUGCCCACAGCCAGUCCUGAGGCCUGGGCACUGCUGCCCGACCUGCCAAGGCUGCACAGAAGGUGGCUCUCACUGGGAACACGGCCAAGAGUGGACCACACCGGGGGACCCCUGCCGAAUCUGCCAGUGCCUGGAGGGUCACAUCCAGUGCCGCCAGCGAGAAUGUGCCAGCCUGUGUCCGUACCCAGCCCGGCCCCUCCCAGGCACCUGCUGCCCUGUGUGUGAUGGCUGUUUCCUAAACGGGCGGGAGCACCGCAGCGGGGAGCCCGUGGGCUCAGGGGACCCCUGCUCGCACUGCCGCUGCGCUAACGGGAGUGUCCAGUGUGAGCCUCUGCCCUGCCCGCCAGUGCCCUGCAGACACCCAGGCAAGAUCCCUGGGCAGUGCUGCCCUGUCUGCGAUGGCUGUGAGUACCAGGGACACCAGUAUCAGAGCCAGGAGACCUUCAGACUCCACGAGCGGGGCCUCUGUGUCCGCUGCUCCUGCCAGGCUGGCGAGGUCUCCUGUGAGGAGCAGGAGUGCCCAGUCACUCCCUGUGCCCUGCCUGCCUCUGGUCGCCAGCUCUGCCCAGCCUGUGUGCUGGAUGGAGAGGAGUUUGCUGAGGGAGUCCAGUGGGAGCCUGAUGGUCGGCCCUGCACCACCUGCGUCUGUCAAGAUGGGGUACCCAAGUGCGGGGCUGCGCUCUGCCCCCCAGCCCCCUGCCAGCACCCCACCCAGCCCCCUGGUGCCUGCUGCCCCAGCUGUGACAGCUGCACCUACCAUGGCCAAGUGUAUGCCAAUGGGCAGAACUUCACGGACGCAGACAGCCCUUGCCAUGUCUGCCGCUGCCAGGAUGGAACUGUGACAUGCUCCUUGGUUGACUGCCCUCUCACGACCUGUGCCAGGCCCCAGAGUGGACCGGGCCAGUGUUGCCCCAGGUGCCCAGACUGCAUCCUGGAAGAAGAGGUGUUUGUGGACGGUGAGAGCUUCUCCCACCCCCGAGACCCCUGCCAGGAGUGCCGAUGCCAGGAAGGCCAUGCCCGCUGCCAGCCUCGCGCCUGCCUCAGGGCCCCCUGUGCCCACCCGCUGCCUGGGACCUGCUGCCCGAACGACUGCAGCGGCUGUGCCUUUGGCGGUAAAGAGUAUGCCAGCGGAGCGGACUUCCCCCACCCCUCUGACCCCUGCCGUCUGUGUCGCUGUCUGAGCGGCAACGUGCAGUGCCUGACCCGCCGCUGCUCGCCGCUGCCCUGUCCAGAGCCUGUCCUGCUGCCGGGAGACUGCUGCCCGCUGUGCCCGGCCUCCCCGGCCCCCGCCGGCUGCCCACGGCCCGGCGCGGCCCCCGCCCGCCACCAGGAGUACUUCUCCCCGCCUGGCGAUCCCUGCCGCCGCUGCCUCUGCCUCGACGGCUCCGUGUCCUGCCAUCGGCUGCCUUGCCCGCCCGCGCCCUGCGCGCACCCGCGCCAGGGUCCUUGCUGCGCCUCCUGCGACGGCUGCCUGUACCAGGGGAAGGAGUUUGCCAGCGGGGAGCGCUUCCCAUCGACCACUGCCGCCUGCCACCUCUGCCUUUGCUGGGAGGGCAGCGUGAGCUGCGAGCCCAAGGCAUGUGCCCCUGCACUGUGCCCCUUCCCUGCCAGGGGCGACUGCUGCCCUGACUGUGAUGGCUGUGAGUACCUGGGGGAGUCCUACCUGAGUAACCAGGAGUUCCCAGAUCCCCGAGAACCCUGCAACCUGUGUACCUGCCUUGGAGGCUUCGUGACCUGCGGCCGCCGGCCCUGUGAACCCCCGGGCUGCAGCCACCCACUCAUCCCCUCUGGGCACUGCUGCCCGACCUGCCAGGGAUGCCACUACCAUGGCGUCACUGCUGCCUCCGGAGAGACCCUUCCUGACCCACUUGACCCUGCCUGUUCCCUCUGCACCUGCCAGGAAGGUUCCAUGCGCUGCCAGAAGAAGCCAUGUCCCCCAGCUCUCUGCCCCCACCCCUCUCCAGGCCCCUGCUUCUGCCCUGUUUGCCACAGCUGCGUCUCUCAGGGCCGGGAGCACCAGGACGGGGAGGAGUUUGAGGGAGCAGCAGGCAGCUGUGAAUGGUGUCGCUGUCAGGCUGGCCAGGUCAGCUGUGUGCGGCUGCAGUGCCCACCCCUUCCCUGCCAGCUCCAGGUCACCGAGCCGGGGAGCUGCUGCCCUCGCUGCAGAGGCUGCCUGGCUCAUGGGGAAGAGCACCCUGAAGGCAGUAGCUGGGUGCCCCCCGACAGUGCCUGCUCCUCCUGCGUGUGUCAUGAGGGUGUCAUCACCUGUGCACGCGUCCAGUGCAUCAGCUCUUGCGCCCAGCCCCACCAGGGGCCCCAUGACUGCUGUCCUCGAUGCUCUGAUACUGGAAGCCUGGGACGGGAGGGAAAAGACUGUGAGCAUGAGGGCCGGAAGUACGAGCCCGGGGAAAGCUUCCAGCCUGGGGCAGACCCCUGUGAAGUGUGCAUCUGCCAGCCACAGCCUGAGGGGCCUCCCAGCCUUCGCUGUCACCGGCGGCAGUGUCCCAGCCUGGUGGGCUGCCCCCCCAGCCAGCUCCUGCCUCCUGGGCCCCAGCACUGCUGUCCGACCUGUGCCCAGGCUUUGAGUAACUGUUCAGAGGGCCUGCUGGGAUCUGAGCUAGCCCCACCGGACCCCUGCUACACAUGCCAGUGCCAGGACCUGACAUGGCUCUGCAUCCACCAAACCUGUCCUGAGCUCAGCUGUCCCCUCUCAGAGCGCCACACUCCCCCUGGGAGCUGCUGCCCCGUGUGCCAGGAAUGUGUGGUGGAGGCCGAGGGCCGGAGAGUGGCAGAUGGAGAGAGCUGGAGGGACCCCAGCAAUGCGUGCAUCACCUGCAUCUGUCGUCGGGGCCAUGUGGAGUGCCACCUCGAGGAGUGCCAGGCCCUCUCCUGCCCCCAUGGCUGGGCAAAGGUGCCCCAGGCCGACAGCUGCUGUGAGCGAUGCCAAGCUCCCACCCAGUCCUGCGUGCACCAGGGCCGUGAGGUGGCCUCUGGAGAGCGCUGGACUGUGGACGCCUGCACCAGCUGCUCCUGCAUGGCGGGCACCGUGCGUUGCCAGAGCCGGCGCUGCUCACCGCUCUCGUGUGGCCCCGACAAGGCCCCUGCCCUGAGUCCCGGCAGCUGCUGCCCCCGCUGCCUGCCCCGGCCAGCUUCCUGCAUGGCCUUCGGAGACCCCCAUUACCGCACCUUCGACGGCCGCCUGCUGCACUUCCAGGGCAGUUGCAGCUAUGUGCUGGCCAAGGACUGCCACAGCGGGGACUUCAGUGUGCACGUGACCAAUGAUGACCGGGGCCGGAGCGGCGUGGCCUGGACCCAGGAGGUGGCGGUGCUGCUGGGAGAUGUGGCCGUGCGGCUGCUGCAGGGCGGAGCAGUCACUGUGAGCAAAGCCGAUGAGCAGAGGAAGGUGGAUCCCAUGCUGUCCACCCAUGUGCCUCGACAUCGCCCCUCCUCCCACCUCCUUUAUCCUCCAGGUGGAUGGGCGCCCAGUGGCCUUGCCCUUCCUGCAGGAGCCACUGCUGUAUGUGGAGCUGCGAGGACACACUGUGAUCCUGCAUACCCAGCCCGGGCUCCAGCACUGGCCGCGCUGAACACAGUGCCUGGGGCCAUAAUGGACCCUGAGCUUCUUCAGGCCCCUGUCCUUACCUGCUCCCCAGUCCCAGGCCUCUUCACACAGGUGCUGUGGGACGGGCAGUCCCAGGUGGAGGUGAGCGUGCCUGGCUCCUACCAGGGCCGGACUUGUGGGCUCUGUGGGAACUUCAACGGCUUUGCCCAGGAUGAUCUGCAGGGCCCUGAGGGGCUGCUCCUGCCCACAGAGGCUGCGUUUGGGAAUAGCUGGCAGGUCCCAGAGGGGCUGGGGCCUGGCCGGCCCUGUUCUGCAGGCCGAGAGAUGGAUCCGUGCCGGGCAGCAGGUUACCGUGCCAGGCGUGAGGCCAAUGCCCGGUGUGGGGUGUUGAAGUCCUCCCCAUUCAGUCGCUGCCAUGCUGUGGUGCCACCGGAGCCCUUCUUUGCCGCCUGUGUGUAUGACCUGUGUGCCUGUGGCCCUGGCUCCUCCGCUGAUGCCUGCCUCUGUGACGCCCUGGAAGCCUAUGCCAGUCACUGUCGCCAGGCAGGAGUGACACCUACCUGGCGAGGCCCCACGCUGUGCGGUGCAAAAGGGCUGCGGGUGUCCCCCGGGGCUGGAGCUGCCCCUUGUGCUGCUGCAGAUGGAGUGGAGCCGGCGGGCCCAGGAGCAGCUCCUGUGGGACUUGGAGCUGCUGACUGGUGUGGAGCUGGGCCUCUUCUGGCCACCCCAGGCCCAGUUUUUCAGUCCGAGGGGCCAGGCCCAGCAUGCAUGGAGCCAGCACUGUCAGCCAGGUGGUAGCACGGGUGGGGACCCCGAGCAGCUGGUGAGUGGGUGAGGGGGCACGGCGGGGACAGAGGUUCUGGGGACACUGGGGCCCUGCUGUGGUGAGGGCAAGUAGAAGGGGCACGGUUUUGGAGACAGGGCUGGGUUCGAAUCUCCAUGCUGAACCCCCUGUGGGCUCUGAGUCUACCUUUCCUCAGCUAGAAAAUGCCCAUGAGGCCGGGCACGGUGGCUCACGUCUGUAAUCCCAACACUUUGGGAGGCUGAGGCGGGCGGAUCACCUGAGGUUG